Molecule: messenger RNA, 1776 nt
Organism: Phyllopteryx taeniolatus (common seadragon)
Lineage: Eukaryota; Metazoa; Chordata; Actinopteri; Syngnathiformes; Syngnathidae
Exons: 2
Coding region: 482-1234 (250 amino acids)
Molecular function (GO): DNA binding
Source: RefSeq, a predicted model, not a curated record
GGAAGAAGACUAAUUACGUGAACAGUGUAAACCAGGCGAAAACUACAUUUCGUGAAUGGCGAGCCGAAUCCACAUCACCUUUUGACUAUUCGUGAUUCCAUUUUGAACAUUUGGAAGUUUCAUUCUCGAUAUCUGCGAGAGAUUUUUUUUUUUUUUCUGUCGAAAGGAGCCGCCCGGAACCAACGGACUGCGGAUUUAACAGACAGAAAUGUCCGCUGGGAACUCAAAACGCCCCCUUGUUGUAGCGGACAAAGUCAGUUAGCUCCAGAAUUGGCCGCUGUUUGUUUACUGGCGCAAUCAACCACAGAGACUGCUAGUUCCCAGCUUCUUAACUCCAUAAGUUUCUGGGAAAAGUUGUUCGAUGUUGAACUUAUUGAUUUUGAGCGCUCGUUGUGUGCACACAUGCAUCGUCUCCUGAACAUGUUAUACUGAUUUUGGCACAGUAAACUGUUGUUGUUGUUUUUUUGUCAAGCCCUUCUCUAUGGCAUCCAAUUGUAAUGGAUGUGAGAAAAGGAAGCGUAAUAACAUUAGUAUUAGUGACAAAUUGGAACUUAUUAAGAAGUUGGAGUCAGGAGUUUCCGUGGCCAGCGUAUGUCAGCAAUACGGCGUGAAAAAACAAACUGUGAGCGACAUACGUAAGAGUAAGGAAAAACUCCGAGCUUUUGCUGGGAAGUUCAAUGUGGAUCCCGUCAGAAAUAGAAAAGGUGUUGUACGUAUGCGUAAGCACAUGAAAGUGAGUCCAAGUCAGGACCCGUGGUAUGUGCAACAGCAACAAUAUAUAAAGAGUGAGGAGCGUGAGUCUGAGGCGGCGUUGGCGCCGGAGGCCGAAGCCGCCGCAGCUCCCCCUGGAUUCCCUCCCAUCUCGUCUGGGAACACUCCUCCUCCCGUUGGGCAUCAGGAAGCCUCGCCAGCCCCGUCGUCACCUUCCACCUCAUUGUCGUCGGAACGGUGUCGGUCCACGUCGUCGGCGACGCCUUCAAAGCCACGAAAAAGGAGGGCGCACCCAACACCUGUGCAGGAGGCAAUAUUGAAGCGAUUGCAGACACUGGAGCGAGGCACGGAAAAACCGCACGGAGAGGACAGCUUCUGCCAGAUGGUUGGGGAGAUGCUGCAGCGGCUCCCGGAGCGCCACAGGUUGGAUGCCAAGUUUGAAAUCCAUCGCCUCCUCUAUAGGAAAACACUAGACUGCCAGGCAGAUGAGGACGACAAGUCGACACUGACACUUCACUCUUAACGUGAACAUGAUCGCCAAGGUUUGCAGUUCUAGAUGAGUGAUUCUCAAUUGUUGUCACCCUGGGCCCCGCAUUUUCUCAUUGUUGGCAAGUUGGAAAUUGCACCCAAGGAUGAACCAAACUCAUGCAAGUCCGCCAUUCUUUUCCUGAUCUCUGGGCUGAUUUCUUUUGACUUUCCCAUGAUGUUACACAAAGAAGCAAUGUGUUGGGUGGGCCAAGUUCAAAUACAUCCACAGGGGUCUCUCUUUUCCAAAGAGAUGACAUCAUCAUCAUCUCCUUUCAUUAUUUUGGCAUUUAACAAAUCCUAAUUGAAAUCAAACCGGGAGUUUAGUCUGAUUUCAUGUCAGUGAGGAGAAAAAAAAAACAACAACCCAACUUUUUACCUAGUGCAUGUAAACAUCUGGGUUCAACCGUAAACUCUCAAAACAGUGGUUAACAAGAAACAUUUGCUUUUCAAAAUCUCACUCAAGUGUUUCCUUUUUUUUAAAUUUUUUUUUUAACCGUAAUCACACAGCGGCAAAAUAAACCAGGUCGAGGAAAACCA